Messenger RNA from Pectinophora gossypiella (pink bollworm), 381 nucleotides. RefSeq lists its product as uncharacterized. Bases 1 to 381 code for a protein of 126 amino acids. Gene Ontology annotation, cellular component: membrane. The record is from RefSeq and is a predicted model, not a curated record. The transcript has a single exon. NCBI's taxonomy places the organism in Eukaryota, Metazoa, Arthropoda, Insecta, Lepidoptera, Gelechiidae.
AUGGGGUCGGCAAAGAAAGGUGCACCUAAUCUUUAUCACACGUAUUACUUCUAUGCAGCGCUAUUGGCUGUAAAGUUGCUGUCGCUUCUGCCAUUAGGACACUGUAUGUGCAGUGUUGAGAAGUUCCAGAAGGCAAAUAUGAGUGACUUGAAGCAUCUGACACCGUUUUGGCUGCUCGCUGGACUGUUUGUGACUACUUCCCCUGACCCCAACUUGGCUAUUAACCUGAUGCGUGCCUUUGCCGUCGCCCGAUUUGUCUCCGCUCUUGGCUAUAUCUGUGAUAUCCCCAAAUGCGCCACAGAAGGAGCCUUCUUCGUCUCCUUCACGAUCACCAGCUUCAUGGGCGCAGCAGUCGUCUGGAAAUACAGUAACGCAAUCUGA